AUGCAAGAAAUUUUGUAAAUUGUAUUUGAUUUGGGAGAAAUGAAAUAAGUAAAAUUAAAUUAUAUAUAUCAAGGAAACACUUAAAGUUUAUAGGGAUUCUGACCCUGUUUAAUUAGCAUAAGAUUUUGUUCAUUAACAUAAUUUAAAAAAUGAAGCUGUUCCUAUGAUAGAGGAAACUAUUUGGCAUCAUUUAAAAUAAAUGACCAUAAAUAAAUCUCAAACACAAGAUAAUAUAUUUGAUAGAUUACACAAAGAAGCAUAGAUCAAAUAACAAAGAAAAUAAAUUUAAUUUGCUAAUCAAUAACUAAGUCAAAGAGGAAAUAUGCCAUCACCAGUUCUCAAUUAUAAUCCAGGAGACAUAUUGUAUUAGAAAGGCAUAUAACAUAAAGAAUAAAUGGAGUAUCUAUACUUUAUAUGAUUAUUAUCAGACGUUUAUAAGAUUAAAGAAAGAUGGAACAAUCUUAAGUAGAGUAUCCAUUUAAACCUUUCAUUAGUGAAAGAAGUUAACUUAUAGCUAAAAGACCACAUAAAUAAUCAAUGCCAGAUUAUUUAAUAUAAAUGGGAAAAGAUAUUAGUAAACAUAAAGAUUAAAUGAGGACAAGUAGAUAUCAAAUUGAAACAUAGGAGUGUUCAUUUAGACCAAAUAUAAAUUAAAUGUAUAUUUUAUAUAUUAUAAACAAUAUAGAAGUUAAAAAAUACUAAUGGAGAAAUCAAGAAAUUCAUAAUCUAAUAUUUAUGAUAGAUUGUAUAAUGAAGGUAUGUAAUCUAAAGUUAAACGUAUGAGUAAUAUGGAAAAUACAGAAAGUUAAUCAUAAAGUUAAUUAUUUAAUCAAUAAAGUUCAAGAAAACAUAGUAAAACAGAAAUACCAUUCUUAGAAAGAAUGCAAAUAUCUGUUUUUGAAUAGAGAAAGAAAAAAGAAGCAAAUUAACCUUAAUAAGAAUAUGAUUAAAGUACAGGAUAAAAAUUGUAUCAUCCUUAAAUAUGUCGACCUCCUAUUUCUGUAUUAUAUAAUAUUUAAUUAGCGUAAUGCUGAUCAUUUACCUAUUGGAGAAUAUUUAUAUUAGAUGAGAACAGUAAAAGAAGAUAAAUUUCAUUUUCUUAUUGAAUAAGAUAGAUAAGAAUAAUAAAAUCAAAGAGCAAAAUCUUUAGAUAAAUCAAAUUAAAUUUAUGAAUUGAAAAAGAAGAAAUUCCUAUAUGAAAUUUUUAAUUUAUUAGAUUCAGAUGGUGAUGGAGUAAUAUCAGCAUAAAGAAUAGAAAUAUCAGCUAUUAAUUCUGAAAUCUUAUAAAUCUUAACACCCUUAUUAUGUGAGAUGGAAUAAAUUAAUGCUUAAUUAAAUUAACAACAAUUCUAUGAAGCAGCAUCCAGAUUGAUAUAAACCUUACCUAUUGUUGAUAGAGAUAAGUUGUUAAAAGGAUUAUCAAACAAAAAGAAAACUAAUUAAGAAGAGUAUUCAUUUUAAGUAAUUAUAAUUAUUUAAUAAUUUAAUAGCCAUAAUUGAAUUAAAAUUCAAUGAGGAUAGUCAGCACAAGAUAAAAUCAUUCUGCUAGUAAUCACAAACAUCAAUUAUAAUAAAAAGAUGAAAUGGCAGAAUGUACAUUCAAACCUAAAUUAUAUACUCCACUUAAAAUAUAUGAAUUUAUGCUUAAUUAAUGA
Messenger RNA from Paramecium primaurelia, 1655 nucleotides. The record is from the annotation of a GenBank genome assembly. NCBI's taxonomy places the organism in Eukaryota, Ciliophora, Oligohymenophorea, Peniculida, Parameciidae.